Molecule: messenger RNA, 813 nt
Organism: Nomascus leucogenys (northern white-cheeked gibbon)
Lineage: Eukaryota; Metazoa; Chordata; Mammalia; Primates; Hylobatidae
Gene: DAND5
Product: DAN domain BMP antagonist family member 5
Biological process (GO): signal transduction involved in regulation of gene expression; determination of heart left/right asymmetry
Molecular function (GO): morphogen activity
Source: RefSeq, a predicted model, not a curated record
ACGCACGGACAAGCAGAUGCUCCUUGGCCGGCUAUCCACUCUUCUGUGCCUGCUUAGCGGGGCCCUGCCUACAGGCUCAGGGAGGCCUGAACCCCAGUCUCCCCGACCUCAGUCCUGGGCUGCAGCCAAUCAGACCUGGGCUCUGGGCCCAGGGGCCCCGCCCCCACUGGUGCCAGCUCCUGCCCUUGGAAGCUGGAAGGCCUUCUUGGGCCUGCAGAAAGCCAGGCAGCUGGGGAUGGGCAGCCUGCAGCGUGGGCAAGACGAGGUGGCUGCUGUGACUCUGCCGCUGAACCCUCAGGAAGUGAUCCAGGGGAUGUGUAAGGCUGUGCCCUUCGUUCAGGUGUUCUCCCGGCCUGGCUGCUCAGCCACACGCCUCCGAAAUCAUCUGUGCUUUGGUCGUUGCUCCUCUCUCUACAUCCCUGGCUCGGACCCCACCCCAUUAGUCCUGUGCAACAGCUGUAUGCCUGCUCGCAAGCGUUGGGCACCCGUGGUCCUGUGGUGUCACACUGGCAGCUCAGCCUCCCAUCGACGGGUGAAGAUAUCCACCAUGCUGAUCGAGGAGUGUCAUUGCAGCCUGAAAGCAUGAACUGGGCAUGUGGAUGGGUGCACGGAGACACGCACCUUGGAGAGAUGAGGGGAGAUGGACCAAGAAAGACGUGGACCUGGAUGAUGUACUCUGGGUCAAGAGACCAGGGAUGCAGGGUUAGGCAGACAGGUCCCCAGAGUCCUCACCCUGCUCCCCAGACACUAGACACAGUGCCCAUCCUGGAGUUGCACCACUGAUAGUCACAGCACACAAUGACUGACAACUCU